UACAAGGGCAAAUAGCUCCCCCAAGUCCCGCAGAGCCCGGCUAUGGUGUUUUCCUCUCCACUGUGGCUCGUGGAAAGAAGGUGGGAGGAGAGAUUCCAUCUUAAAGCAGAUGAUCUGAGCGGAAGGGAAGGCUCCAUCCUUCUUACUGCCCAUGCAACCAGCCAGCCAUGUAAUCAGAGCAGCCCAAAAGCUGAGCAUCCUGCCAGCGCUCGCUCCUUGCCCAGGCGGCUGCUGACUGCGGCUUUUCUCCUUCCCCCCUUUUUGCUUUCUUCAGGAUUAAGCCUUUUAUUUGCAAUCUCAGCCGCUGACAAUUCUUGUCAAUAAAUGAGGAAGCAUCAUGCUGACCAGUAUCGCCGAUGGGAUCAUGUGUUGCCUGAUGGGCAAGACAACCAACGCAGUGGGGCCCGUGGACAGCGUUGAGUCCAGCGACGGCUACAGCUUCCUGGAGGUGAAGCCUGGGAGAGUCCUGCGGGUGAAACACACCCUGCCCACCCACCGGCCCGAGGACGGGCCCGAGGAGGGGCCCAAGCGGGGCGUGGUGCACUGUAAGCGCAAGAUCACCCUCUACCGCAAUGGGCAGCUGGUGAUCGAGAACCUGGGCGAUGCGAUCCGCUCCGAGCUCCUGCACUGCCAGAACGGCCCUGUGGAGCCCCAGAGCACCAUGGAACUGGAGCUCUCGGACGUUGCCGGCAAUGCCUCCACCCAGGGCACUGCUGCCAACCCAGGCUCCGGCGCCCGGCAGGCUCCAGCGCCCAGCAGGCGCCGGAAACGCAAGCCCAAGAAGGUUGUCAACAUCGACUGCAAGAAGCAGAUCAGCAGCUGCAAGGGGACGCAGAGCGACGUGGUGCUGUUCUUCAUCCACGGCGUGGGCGGCUCCCUGGACAUCUGGAAGGAGCAGCUGGACUUCUUCAGCAAGCUGGGCUACGAGGUGGUGGCCCCGGACCUGGCCGGACAUGGCUCUAGCUCUGCCCCGGAGAUCGCGGCCGCCUACACCUUCUACGCCCUGGCCGAGGACAUGAGGGCCGUCUUCAAGCGCUAUGCAAAGAAGAGGAACAUCCUGAUAGGCCACUCGUAUGGGGUUUCCUUCUGCACCUUCCUAGCCCAUGAGUACCCAGACCUGGUCCACAAGGUGAUCAUGAUCAAUGGGGGCGGCCCCACCGCGCUGGAGCCCAGCCUGUGCUCCAUUUUCAACAUGCCAACCUGCAUCCUUCACUGCCUGUCCCCCUGCCUGGCCUGGAGCUUCCUCAAGGCUGGCUUCGCUCGCCAGGGUGCCAAAGAGAAACAGCUGCUCAAGGAAGGCAACGCCUUCAACGUCUCCUCCUUUGUCCUGCGGGCCAUGAUGAGCGGCCAGUACUGGCCAGAGGGCGACGAGGUCUAUCACGCCGAGCUCACCGUGCCAGUGCUGCUGGUGCACGGCAUGCAUGACAAGUUUGUGCCAGUGGAGGAGGAUCAGCGGAUGGCCGAGAUCCUGCUGCUCGCGUUCCUGAAGGUGAUUGACGAGGGCAGUCACAUGGUGAUGAUGGAGUGUCCGGAGACGGUGAACACCCUGCUCCACGAGUUCCUGCUGUGGGAGCCCGAGACGCCCGCCAGGGAAGGGCGAGAAGUGGAGAAGAAAUAAGCCAGGCAGCGAGUGGUGACCCGGCUGCGGUGCUGCUUUGGCGGGAGGGACAUUUUGACGUGGAGAGAGAUGGGGUCUGAGUGCCGACACAGAGGGGGUGUGGUGGAAAGCCCCCCCCCACAUAUGGAGCUGUUUCCUUCCCUAGAUACAGCUGGAUUGGAAGCUGGGCUGGCUGGCAGCUAAGCACAAUGGCUUCAAGGGGCUGGCGUGUGCAGGCUGGCGGCAGGAGUAGGGGUGCACUCCCUGGGAGGCCAUGGCUGCUGCUGGAGCAUCUUCAUCCUGUUUCCUUGUAGUAUAAUUUCUCUCAUGCAAUGGCCCCAUUUGGGGCAGGGGGUAGAGAAGCGAGACUGUGGGGAGGAGCUCAGACCGGUUCCUCUGCUCCUCAGAGCAUCCCACCUCCCAGUCACCAAAGGGGGGCUUUAAGGGGGAAGCCAAGAGAUGAGGAUGGCUCUGCCCCCUAGACAAAGCCACAAGGGGCAGCAUCUUCCCAGGAGCUCUUAGCAACUAGAUCCCCCCUUUGCUUCGGCUGAACGUGUGCCAGCCCCGGGCAGCUGGAGCCGCUUGCCGGAGGGCCAGUGGUGGGCUUGACCCUGCCUGACACAGGAGCUGCCCCAAGGAGCUCACAACCCGACGGGUGUGCGGCUUUUGUCCCGGCGAGAAGAGGCAGAGAAGUGAGCACUGGUCACCGCAUGUCUGGCUGGUAGCAGAGCACGGCAGGAGAGUGACUGGUGGGGCCAGACUCCGAAGAGCAGCCCUAGUGCCUGGCUCUGGCACAGAGGGGCGGCUCCUGCCAACCGCUAGCUGCCCUGCCUUGGGACAGGGCCCCUAGAUCUGCUUGACAGGAGGGGGCAGCUCAGCAAAGGACGAGCUGUCCAGCAGCAGGCUCUCCUGUUAUUUCGCAGCACCCCCCAGGCACACCUUCCACCUCCUGAACCACCAGAGCUUUAGGUACCUUUCCCCUGGCUUCAUCCACACUACGACCGUUUCCCCACACAACCUUCAGUGAACCAAUGAGGCCGGAGGAGGGUCUUGGGAACUGAUUUUGAAGCUGCCCCCUGAUCAGUCAGACCGGAGGUCAAUGACACUGCAUCCGGAUGCACUGCGACUCCAAACUGCUCCCUUCACUGUGGCCAGGCCCUGCCUCAGAGCAUUUUCCUCGCCUGCUGAGCGGCUCCUGAGCACACAGUUUGGUAGCCCUGCCGGAAGCUGAGCGCAUACGCAUGCAAAGCGGAGAGGGAGCCGUGACAUGUCAUCUUCUAGCCAUUAACACACUGUGUCCGUCCAGCCCCGUUAGUGUUGCCUUUUGCAUCAAAACCUGUCGAGUAAUCUAGCCCAGGGUUAGGGUGGGGAGGGGAACGCUGCAAGUAAUGGAAGAAAAUCAGUCACGUUCCUGUAGCUGCAAGUACUAUGGAAAAACAACCCUUGGACCUGGUCCAUGUGGCUUUUCCUCGAGCCUGGCAAAUCCAGCAGUGGGGCAGGCACCGUCUGGGAGGGGCUGAGUCCGCUGCAGAACAGGGGCUAUGAAGAGUUGAAAGUUGAGUUCUGAGGCCAUCCUCCACUUUGACAGCAGCAACCAUUUCAUCCAUUCCACCGCGGGGUGCACAGGAGCUGGGGCCCGUUUAACAGUGUCCAGCUGCAAGCCAGACUGACCCAGAGUCUCCCCCCACCCCUCAUUUUCAGCGACUAGGAGUGAGGGGAUGGGUGGGGGCUGCUAUGUGCCAAAGGCCUGGCUGGGACAGCCGUGCUGGCCUUCUGUCGGCUCCCUGUAUAGGCUGUCAGCUGGCAAUAAUCCAGCGUGGGGAAGGAGGAACAGCGCUUCGUGGGCAUACGGCUGCACAGCCAACCCUGUGCGACAUCGCCUGGGCCACCAGAGCCCACGCCGGGCUCAGGGAUCUCCCUUCCCUGCUCUGUCAUCAAAACCAAAGAGAUACAAACGAGCUCCUGCACUCUGCAGAGAAUGGAAUGGGGUGGGGCGGGGCAGAUCUUCGCCCCGAGAACAAAGGUUGAGCCGAUCCUCCACUGGAGCCAGAUCGAGUUGCUGGAAGGACCUUGGGGGGCCUCGAGUGCCACUAGCCCCCUGCUCUUCUGCACAGCCAGGGCUGAGGUGCUUCCAAAGUGCCAGGCCAUGAGAGGGGCUUCUGCGCCCACCUGUGUGACAGCACCGCUGCUCCAGGCACGCUUGGCCCUGCCAUGGACUGCAGCGGCCGUGGGCCAAGACAAAAGCCACUGCUGAGCUUGGCUCGUCCCCGGGGAGCACAGCCCCAGGGCCUCUGACACGACAAUGGUAACGGCCAAAAGCCUAGCGAUGGCCCAGAACAUAACUCAUCUCCUGAGACAGCAGCUUCUAGUGGGGAGGAAGCCUGAGUGUGGCAACCCACCAUAUGCGAGAGCAACCCGACUCCCUGCCCGCGGCUCCCCGGGAACCAGCGGGUUUUGAUCACUGACUGAAGGGCGUCACGCCCGGGUGCUCCUGACCCAUGCAGCCGUGGUGAACUGGCGCCUGCCCAGGGCUCUGCUCUCCGUACUGGCUUGUCUCAUAAUGAGAAUUUUAACGACUUUACAGGUCCAUUUACACAGUAGAUUUUGCCUCCAGUGAAUUGUGUGACCAAGUGGCUGCUAUUAACCUGGGGAGGCAGGAAUUUCUAGACUAAUGCCAUCUAGACACCCUCAUCAGCAGUGACAUGUCUGGACGACCCCCGGGUUACAGCAUCUCUAUUAUCCUUUGUGUCCUUAAUUCUUAGUGGCCGCUACCUAGCACUUCAGCCUUCUCAUGUUUUCUUUCAGACCAGCUGCAGAAAUGUGCAGAGAGCUGUCAUAACCUUCCCUUUGCAAACUGAAUCCUCGGCAGUUAUUGCUCUGGGGCUCGGAGGCACUUUGCUUUUGAAUGAAACGUAGAAAUGGUCAGGACAGAUCCUCCAGCUCCUUAGGACAGCGCAGGGGGAUGGUAACCUGUGCUCUAGUCCAGUCCCACUCUGGGUAAUUACUUCGUGCCUGCUUAAAAUUAACUCCGCCAUUUCCAGUUGAAACUGUUGCGCAGCCUUUUGCUGCAUGCUAUAAAACAGCUGCUGCAUUUCGGUGGGCAGUGAACUUAUCCCGCUGUGGGUCAGACAGCCCUGGCUCACUGGACACUACAAACGGAUUCUCUUUGCAGGGGAUUUGCAUGGGCAUCUCGGAGAGAAGCAGCAACUCAGCCAGCCCUGGGCCCGAGCAGCAAGAAAACGACACAGCAGCUUCCAAGGAGGAAGGACUAAAUGGCAGACCGGCUCCUGGCUCUAGUUCAUAGUUCUCAUGGGGUCCGGAAACGCUAACACCGAGGGAUCUGUCAGACAUACCCCGGAAUAAGGAAUGUGCAGUAACAAUCCCAUUGCCAGGAGUGGGUUUGCACUGGACCCUGUGCUGAGUGCAGCCUGGGCGAUGGCUGCAGCACCAGCCAGGCAAAGGAGAAAAGUCCCUGUAGCUCAAAGAAACCUCUGCUUACUGCAGUAGACAGACGUGUCUCCCUCCCACCCCCCAACACGGGCAGCAGUGGGCAGCCAUGGACCAUGGCAAAGCAAGAAGCCCUGCACCCAAUUCCUCCUCCCUGACACCAGUGGGUAUAAAAUGCUACCCACUCCAAACAGCACCACCUUAGCACUGGGGUUAAGGGCUGCCCCAGGUGUGGGGUGAAGAGGAUGUGGGUCACCUGGGUGCAGCCCUGUCCCCCCCGUUCCCCUCACCAUUAGAGCAGGGUGUGUUCAACUAGCCCCACUGAUGGAGGGCGGGAAGCUGUUCUCCGGUGAGGAGGGAGGGAGAAAAGGCCAAUGCUUUGGUUUAGGUUCUCUCCGCUAGGUGCAAGGGUGAGCUUCCCAGAGAACUGUCUCUAACCACCAGCACCAGGCAGGCUGUGGCCCUGCAGACGGAAGCCUGCUGCUGGCACUGGUCUGCCAGGCUGGCUGAUUUGACCAUGAACAGUCCCUCCCUACAGCUGGGCCCCAAGAGAGGCUUCCCCCGGCCUCCUGAUUUGUACUUGGAAACACAGGGUUGACCUUGCCGCUUCUUUUAAGUGUCUGUUGCCAUGAAUUCCGCAGUCUGUGCCGCUUGUACCUGACCCUGCUUGUGCUGAAGCAAAAGGGAAGUUGUGCGCUGUAAUCCACCCUGUAAAGAUGAAACCCUAACCUGUGAGCGUGCCAUUUCAUACAGUAAAGAGUGAUUCUAUUCUCGGCAUCCGUGACUUUAUUGACACAGUGAUGGGCUCCUGCAGCCCUGGGGCAGAGUCUGCUCUGUGCUCAGACAUAGGCCAGAGUCUGUCACUGCCACUCUGUCACUGCUGGUCACAAGGAGAGUCCCACUGGGUUUUAAAGCAUGAGCAAGGGAGCAGAGUGUCUCACAGGCCAGGCAGGAGUCUUAUUGCUCUCCAAGGAGCCUGUUAGAGCUAGGGCUGAGAACAGCCCAGAGCGGUUCAGAGGGGUGGGAGAAAACCAGCUCUUAGCCUGAAGAUUGCUACAGCACAAUGGACCAAAGAGAUUAAAAUGUGGGAGAGAAGGAACAGGGAAGCCCAACACCUCUCCCUGCUUCAGGAGGGGAG
This is a messenger RNA of Gopherus flavomarginatus (Mexican gopher tortoise), 6182 nucleotides long. It is a transcript of the gene ABHD8, whose product is annotated as abhydrolase domain containing 8. The transcript has 5 exons. The coding region runs from base 338 to 1618 and encodes 426 amino acids. The record is from RefSeq and is a predicted model, not a curated record. Gene Ontology annotation, molecular function: catalytic activity. NCBI's taxonomy places the organism in Eukaryota, Metazoa, Chordata, Testudines, Testudinidae.